AUGUUUAUUUCCUUGAGCUCUUUAAUUUUGUUACCAAUUUGGAUAAACAUGGCACAAAUCCAGCAGGGAGGUCCAGAUGAAAAAGAAAAGACUACAGCACUGAAAGAUUUAUUAUCUAGGAUUGAUUUGGAUGAACUAAUGAAAAAAGAUGAACCACCUCUUGAUUUUCCUGAUACCCUGGAAGGAUUUGAAUAUGCUUUUAAUGAAAAGGGGCAGUUAAGACACAUAAAAACUGGGGAACCAUUUGUUUUUAACUACCGGGAAGACUUGCACAGAUGGAACCAGAAAAGAUAUGAGGCUCUGGGAGAGAUCAUCACGAAGUAUGUAUAUGAGCUCCUGGAGAAGGACUGUAAUUUGAAAAAAAUCUCUAUUCCAGUGAAAGGAACUGAGAGUGAACCAAAAAGUUUUAUCUUUAUGAGUGAGGAUGCUUUGACAAAUCCACAGAAACUGAUGGUUUUAAUUCAUGGUAGUGGUGUUGUCAGGGCAGGUCAGUGGGCUAGAAGGCUUAUUAUAAAUGAAGAUCUGGACAGUGGCACACAGAUACCUUUUAUUAAAAGAGCUGUGGAUGAAGGAUAUGGAGUAAUAGUACUGAAUCCCAAUGAAAACUAUAUCGAAGUAGAGAAGCCGAAGAUACAUGUACAGUCAUCUUCUGAUAGUUCAGAUGAACCAGCAGAAAAACGGGAAAGAAAAGAUAAAGUUUCUAAAGAAACAAAGAAGCGACGUGAUUUCUAUGAGAAGUAUCGUAACCCCCAAAGAGAAAAAGAAAUGAUGCAGUUGUAUAUCAGAGAAAAUGGUUCUCCUGAAGAACAUGCAAUCUAUGUUUGGGACCAUUUUAUAGCCCAGUCUGCAGCUGAGAAUGUAUUUUUUGUUGCUCACAGCUAUGGAGGACUCGCUUUUGUUGAACUGAUGAUUCAACGAGAAGCAGAUGUAAAAAGUAAGGUAACUGCUGUGGCAUUGACAGACUCUGUUCACAAUGUGUGGCAUCAAGAAGCUGGCAAAACGAUUCGAGAAUGGAUGAGAGAGAACUGUUGCAAUUGGGUCUCUAGCUCAGAACCAUUAGACACGUCAGUGGAGUCCAUGCUACCUGACUGCCCCCGGGUCUCAGCAGGCACCGACCGUCACGAGCUAACUUCGUGGAAGAGCUUCCCGUCUAUUUUCAAAUUCUUUACCGAAGCCUCUGAGGCCAAGACCAGUUCCCUGAAGCCGGCUCUGACGCGACGCUCCCACCGAAUUAAGCACGAAGAGCUGUAAGAGGAGAGCGAGCGAGACGGGGGAGGGGAAGGCCAGGAACCACACUCGAGCAUGCAUCCACGCGUCUCCUAACUGCUUGUUGUCGGCGAGCAGACUCCCAGCCCCUCAUUAGAUUGUUUUCUUCCUAGAGCACAGGGUCGUGAUAUAUACAUCUAAAUAGCGUUUUGCAUUAUUUCUAGAUGAGUGCAACUGUCAAAGCAAUAUGGGUUCACUGGUCGUGCUUCCUGCGGGCUGAGCUCGGGCUUCUCGCUGCCCGUCAGCGCGCAGAUUAAGGCUGACAGCGCCCUGCCCCGCGCGGCCCGCGCAGCUCUAAUUGCCCUGACGGAGCCCGCGCCGGCGCUGCGGGGUGCGCGGUGUCUGCGCGGUCCUGCCGCCCGCCGCAGCGCAGCCGCUGCUGCUUCCCCCUCCUUAAUCAUGUCCAUUCCCCCCCCUCCACCCCACCCCGCCUCCGAACAGGAGCAAACUUAUUCUAGACUUCAAACUUUCAUUUUAACUAGGUUUUUCCCUGAGGGCGUCUUAU
Molecule: messenger RNA, 1771 nt
Organism: Propithecus coquereli (Coquerel's sifaka)
Lineage: Eukaryota; Metazoa; Chordata; Mammalia; Primates; Indriidae
Gene: ARB2A
Product: family with sequence similarity 172, member A
Exons: 11
Coding region: 1-1251 (416 amino acids)
Biological process (GO): regulatory ncRNA-mediated heterochromatin formation
Cellular component (GO): nucleus
Molecular function (GO): siRNA binding
Source: RefSeq, a predicted model, not a curated record